AUGGAAGAAGAUUCUCCAGAAAGAUGUGGAGCACAAUCUCGCGUUUCAAGCGCAGCCUCCUCUCAUUAUAACGAAGAAGAUCAUGGGGAUGAAGACGGCGAAGUGAGAGCUUCUCCGACGUCACUUGUAAGUCUUUAGUGACACUUUAUACUUGAGCUCACUAUUAGCUCUUUCCAUAAGAGUAAAUGGUUAUAGGUAACGCUGCGUCUUUUGUUUCUCAGAAUAUGUCGUGGUCGUUUGGCGUAAACAAACAUGUCCCUGUUCACAAUUUGUCAGAUGGGAAUCGAAAGGUAAGAGUGAAAAUUUAAAAAUUGUUCACCAAUCUGUUUUGAGUAAAGAAUCUUCCAUACAGAUAAGGUGCUUCCUAAUAAGACAAUUUUUUGGCUUUCAGGUGGCCUUAUUUGUGUGUGCACAUGUCGGUGUUAUGUUUGACUGGGAAGGAAAUAAACAACAGCUUCUUCAAGGGCAUGUAAGCUUCACACUAGUACUUGUAUUGGGCUAUUGCAUUUAAUAUCCGUACCCCCCUCUCCCGGUUGAGGACUUGCAUUGUACCUUUUCCUUUCACCCCUGGAGAUUAAAUAAAAUUGCUUUCACCCCUGAAGACUUCCAUAAAAUAUGGAUCUUCCCCAUGUCAAUUGCUGAAAAAUAUGGUUCUACCCUUGUAGACUGUGGGUCAACUACUGAAGAAUAUGGGUCAAUUCCUGAAGAAUUUUUUCAUGAAAAUUAAAGUUUCUCCCUGGAAGAAUUCCAUAUGUUUUCACUCUGCUGGUUAAGAUAUCCUCAGUUUUUAUAACUUACCCCUGAAGAAUUCCAUUUGUCCUCAACCAGGGGAGAUGGGGGUACAGAUAUUAAGUGCAAUAACCCAUUUUGAAGAUAGAAUCCGUUCUGCUAAAUGCUUUUUUUAUGUACCCGUUUGGCAGCUGUGCAGAGCUGUCAUUAGGCACUGUAACCCGUAACACCUGUUAUGGUUGAGCACUCUUGAUGUUACAGGUGAUCAAAGUGGAAAGCGAAGGAUGGCACCGUAGAUUUUUAUUAGAUGUUACGGGUGAAUCUUCAGUUGUUACGGCUGGUUAGAAACUUAAUGACAGCCCUGCUGUGCCCUAUUAAGUUUUUAAUGGUGCUUUUUUAUUCCUUGCUAUGUGUUUACUAAGUGUAAUACUAUCAGCUGUACUUGUGUCAGUGAAGACAGGAGGUGGAUUGCAACAGCAGACAGAGGCAAGGACAGUAUGGUCAUCAUUUGGGACUCAUUUACAACGUAAGAUUAUAGAAUAUGUUUUGUAGAUGCAGUUAUUGUAUUAAACAACAAAGAGCACUAGCUCAUGUUAUUACUCAGCAGCCUGGAAAGGGGGGGGGAUCUGGGUUUAGGGGUACUCCUAUAAAAUUACUCUGGGAUCCGGAUGUGGGUGGGGUGAGUCUUUGAAACUCUGGACCUGUUUCAGAGAAAAUAAGAUGGAUUGUCAAAAAUCAUGAUAAUCAUCAUCGUCAUCAUCAUUUUAACAAAAAGAUUCCAUUUUGCCGUACGUCUGUUCAGUAAUAGAUUACAGAUGACAUCAAAUGUGGUAAAAACAAAGCAGUGGCACACGAGCCGCAGGCAAGUGUGUUACUGAUGUUUUUACCACAUUUUGACGUCUUCUGUAAUCUAUCACUGAACAGACCCAUGGUAACAUGGAAUCUAUUAUUUGAAUUAUACAAUGAUCAGAAAAGCAUUAAGACCGAUACACAUAAGCUUACCUGCAUCAUGCCACUUGACUUUUAAAGGAUUUGUGCUAGUUUGGGCAUUUUUUAAGUCCCAAUUGUUAUUUUACGUCUCAACUUCUUUCCUUCUUUAUCUAAAGUUUCUUCGAAAAGUUUUUCAAUGUCUUGACUUGCUCAAAGCAGAAUAAUUGCAAAAACAUUUUGCAAAACAGUGAGUCCAUUGUAGCGAUGGCAACUGAUGUGAAGAUUUCUUGCAGUUUAGGCAUUCUCAAGUUGUCAAGGACUCUUCCUGUUUCCAUUUCUCCAAUUUUUCGUCUUUGUACUUAGCUCCUGCUAAACUUUUUACAGGGCUUUCACUUGCUUCAUCCAAAAUUAUCUUGCAAACAUUUUAAAACCACGCACCAUGUUAAACAAAACAAGGAAAACAAGUUUCUUGUGGCAUCAUCCAUUUAUCUGUACUCUGAUAGAUCAUGGGAAACAACCAAUCACAGUGCACGUAGCAUUCACAUCAUUGUAUAAAUAAUUAUUAGAUAUUAUUGUAAUAAUGAUUAUUGUUCAUACAAUGUAUUAUUGUAAAGAGCUGUCAUACUAUAAAAAGUGUGUCAUUCAAAGUGUGUGUGAUAAGCUUAGCUGAUUAAGCAUGCUCCUCUUUCAUUGAGGUAGUUAACCUUUAGAUUGAUUUUGUUCCUAUCAUAAUAUCAUAACAAAUACUUAACGUUAUAAAAUUGUUUUUUUACAGGCCGGGGUUGAUUAAUUUAAUAUAAUAUUAUUCUUUCUUCUUUAUGUGUGCAUUAUGUUCACAUUAACUUGUGUAUGCCUUGCAGGAUUCCAGUUCAGACGAUAUUUGAAGCACAUUCUGAUGGCUGUUCUGCUAUUGCUAUGUCACCUGAUGCCAAGUAUAUUGCAACAAUAAGCAGCACACUUCCACAGGUACAUAAUAUUUAAACAUACCCUGUAUGAUAUCAGGGAUUGAAAAAACUUGAAUUCCGGCUUGUCCUUGGGACAAGAAGCUCUCUUAUUUUGCUCGCCUGGAGCCACUUCUUGCUCCUCUUAGUUUAUGCAUUCGUGAGAGGUUGACUUGCCUAGACCCUUACCCGUUGGGCAAGUAAGCUUUAAAAGUUACUCGCCCAGCUAGAAUAUUUUACUGGUCCUGGACUAGUGGAAGGGACUCUUUUUCAAGCCCUGAGAUAAAUGUGAUGUUUUUGGUUUCUCUAUGUCAUGACUUCCUUUUAAUUAGUUGCUGUUGUCAUAGAAUAGUUGUGUCUGUUAACCAACUAUGUUACACAUUUUGCUUAGGGCUUGUUGAUAAAAAAAUGCCUCAGCUCUUGCCCUGAGCAAUUGUAUUAAAAGAAGCUAUGUGUUUGACCUGAUUUAAUGAAUUACAUCACUUCAUGCACUGUGGUUUUUUUGGAUAAGUGAUUAGUGAGUCAGGUAUGGAGGUCAACAGUUAAGCUUUUUGGUGUCUCCUUAUUAGAAAAUUUAUACUACUACAUGAGAAAUUUCUGCAAUUUGAUUAGCUUAGAGCAGUGGUAUUUCAGCUUAAUUUGAAAUACCUACAUGUGAAAAUUACAAACCUUUUGUGGGUAGUAGUAUAAACAAAUAAUAGCAUGAUUUGUACAUGAUAUUUGGCAUAAAUACCACUCAUGAUAUUUCAAAAUUGUCUCAAAUUUCACUCGCCUAACGGCUCAUGAAAUUACAUACAACAAUUUUGAAAUAUCACUCAUGGUAUUUAUGCCAAAUAUCACUACAAAUUGUGCUAUUACCUAUACAAAUUUUCCUCUUUAUAGACAUUGCCUCUGUUUACCUUGGUGGUGUAUGAAAGUAUACAAGCUCAGUGUAAUUAAUUUUAUUAUUGUCUGGAGUAACUUUAUCCUUAACAAGCAUCCCAUCCAAGGUGGAAACUUAAUAGCAAUGCUUUUUGGUUUGCUAUACCUCGCAAACUGUGAAAAGCUCUCCUAUAGCUAUGAGAGCCUUCUACAUGGCUUGAGCACACCCUCUCUUGCUUGCUAUUAACAGUAAAGUUAAUUGGACUGUUGGAGAAUUAACACAAUGUUAUGUCAACCAGGAAACAGUCAAUCAUUUAAUUUGAUUAAAGAUUAUUCAUCUGAAAUACAAUUACAUACUGCACAAUUACUGAAUGGUUUGAGCAUUUACAAUAUUGUUAUGAUUCAAGUGAGUAAAACUGAACUGAAAAUACAAGAUAGCAAACUGAAACUUACUUCUGUUGCUGGUUUCCCAUAAACGAUAAAUCUCUGGUUUGAAACUGGAACUGGAACUAAAAACUGAUUAAUUGACUUUCCUGAAUCUAUCACAGGUAAAACUGGUGAGCUGAUUAACAGGAAAUUCUUUGUAAUGGAACAGAUCAAAACAGUUAUGGCGUCAACACUGAAUUGAUGAGAAACUCCUGUUAAAUGUGGCUCUUUGUAAAACUGUAACUGCACAAGAGAAAACCAUCUGUGUAACUAACUGAAGUACAAUUUCUUUGAGCCUGCAGACGCACUAAUCACAUGUUACACCAAGUCUGUUUCAUUAUUGUAACAUUAAUGAAAGUGUUUCUUCCUUUAGACUGUGUCUGUGUGGGAUUGGACCAAUAAUGGUGACACACCUGUUUGUUCUGCAACAUUGGAUGACAACUUUGGAAAGCAGGUCAGAGAUAAAGAAUGAAUCUGUUCUAAUGAUAUCCUGGUACAUUUUACUGAUGGUAUUAAGUCCUCAAAACCUAUUUACUAUCAAGUGAUGUUUUAGUUUUUGUUCUGUUUCAAUAGACGUAUAUCACAUUCAACCCUGAAGACACAAGUCAACUUGUGAGCAACAGUGAGUCGCAAGUGGUCUUUUAUGCAUGGGUAAGCUCAAAGAUUGUGAUGAAACUUUAUUUAUGAAAGAGUUUUCUUAUUGCUUUUCAUGUCAAAACUAGCUUUUUCCAUUGGUGUAUUUUGCAUGUAAGAUAGUUAAUCUUUGAGUGCAAAUUGCAACACUGCUCGAAGGUGACCUUGACAACCCUGGAAGGUACUUGUACAUUCACAAGAUAACCUCACACUGAUAAAAUCUGUGGAAUGCUUGCAGUGCACCUGACCUAUAUGUACCUGCUUGUUGGGAAGGAAUUAUGCAGUGAUCAACAAUAAUUUCCAUAUCUUUGUUACCUGCAAGGAUCAUUAAGCUGAUCGGUCAAAGAGCAUGUGAGGCUGUUAGCAGAUAGUAGCCCUUCAAAGUCUGAAAGGCUACCACAAAGAAUGCUUGGUUAAUGACAGUGGCAGUGCUGGCUUUGUGAUUGUUUUGAGGUCAUCCAUGCCUAAGUUUCUUCUAGCUUAAUGUGAAAAAUGAAAUUGCUUCAUGUAAACUCAAUUCUUACUCCAGGGUUCUCAUUAAGUGCCAACAGCCGGUUAAAAAGCCAGCAACUUGGAGGUUUGAGUGGUCUACUCUUUAGGGAAAUAGGGUAAUGAGAGAGAGAGAGUGAAAGCCUGAAAAUGCCUAUACAGCAUUCAGUUACCAAGCCACCUACUUUUACUUUGUAGCCAUCUACUUGAAACUAAAUGAGAAUUCUGUUACUCAGUUGGGCAGAUAAGGGGAUAUGUAGGGAAUUUUGUUGUGACUUUAAUUGCUUUAAUCAUGAAUAAAUUGUCCUUUUUAUCUAACGUCUAGGAUAACAAGACCCUGGAGUAUGUUGCUCCACCCCUUACAGACAAGGUAAUUUGUGAAUCCAUUGUUGUUUUGCAAACUUUCGGAAAUACAGUGUAUGCUAUUUAUUUGCACUUAUGAUCAGUUGUUGAACUUUUGAACUCCUAAGAGUGGUCAAAAUCAAAAUUUAAGGGAAAAGUAGUCAUAGACAUAGAGAGAAGUUACUGUUUUAAUUUUUAAAAACGCUCUUAAUAUAAAUUGUCAAUCAAAAUGUCUAAUGGUUCUGACUUCAAAUGUUGCUUUCAGGACUUCAAUCGUAGUGUGGGCCUGUACAGUCAGUCCAUUUUUCAGCUUCAGUCUCCCAGGGCCCUCACUGCCACAAGCUGUGGUAACAUUGUAGUUUGGGAACAUGCUGGGGGUGACCUCAAGUGCAACAGAAAAGCCUUCAAGAUUGUCAAAUUGCAGGAAAAAGGUCUUACAGUCCUCACUACUACUGACAAGUAAGAACCAAAGACGUGUUAUUAAGGUGUUUUGAUACAGUUUUUAGAAGACUGUGCUAUACACUAUUCCUUAUUAGUUACAGGAAGGUGACCCUCCCUAAGUGAAAUCAUCAUUAAUUUGCAUCACUCACUGGUUUUGGAUUGAAGUUUGAAAUCAAACAGUUUCUGGUAAAACUGAUAUUACGAUGGCAAUAAAAAACAAAAGAGUUUGAAAUCAGCAAAAUGUAAAUUAGGCCAAUCUUGUGCUGCCAUUGAAAGUCCAACCUCUUGUGCAAGAAAAAUUCAAUUGGGUCAAAUUUCAAUAUAUUGUCAAGACAUUUCAAUCUUCAUUCUUUUUAUUACAGUAACAAAAGCAUCAUAAUCAAAUUCUGUAUUUUCUAAAAAUUAAUUAUUCAGAGUUAGUGUCACACUUAAAGACCAAGAGUUAUGUACCAACCCUUUAAGGUUGUAGUAAGGCUGUCUAGUGUAGUACUGUUGGGGUAGAUGUAUUUACUGGGUAGGGUAUAUACCAUGUUUUUCAAAGUUUUGGUAACUAAUUAAAUUAUAAUAAUAUCCUUUUAUUCCAGGUACAUUGUGACAGGUGACAUUGCUGGUCAUGUGCGAUUUCUCGAUCAGCAGCUGAGGCUUACAAAUUGGUAUGACUGA
Messenger RNA from Porites evermanni, 6455 nucleotides. The record is from the annotation of a GenBank genome assembly. NCBI's taxonomy places the organism in Eukaryota, Metazoa, Cnidaria, Anthozoa, Scleractinia, Poritidae.